Chara braunii is the source of this 11099-nucleotide messenger RNA. The record is from the annotation of a GenBank genome assembly. Lineage: Eukaryota; Viridiplantae; Streptophyta; Charophyceae; Charales; Characeae.
GGGCUGUGGAAGGGAGGAGAGGAAAAGGAGGAGAAGGACAAGUGGGGUGCAUCUCCACGUACACACGCAUCCGCACAUCCCCACGUGCAUGAUCUGGACAAGCGACAGCAACCUCAACAACGUGGCAUGAAGGGGAUGCAGACACAUAUCGAGGAAGCUGUGACCAUCAUGUGAUUGGGCGAUUGAUGCGCAGGCAGACAUGUGGCGGCAGGGCAUGCCUCAGGACCAGCAAAGGCUAUCGUGGGGGAUGGGGAUGCCUCAGGACAUUUGGAGGCUGCCACACCCACCACGGCAACCUCAGCUGCAGCAGCAGUGGUCGGAAGAUGGCUAUCAUUCAUCUCUCCCACAAUCCUCUCAUCCACGUCCUCCUCCUGGUCACCCUCUCCCCCUAGAACCUUCCUCCUCUUCACACACAUCAUGGAAUGCUACUUGGGCGACUGAGGAGGACGAUCGGUGGCCUUCUGUUGGUGGACAUGCCACCCAGAGGUCAGGUCACAACCCUGCAGCAGUCACCAAUCCGUAUUACCAUCACCAGCAGCAGUCGGAGCAUGCACAGUCCAGCCAGGGAAAUCCUCUCUUCUCCCCGCCUGGUGGAGGAAGGAAGUACCCUUCCUUUUCAUCCCCCACAUACAGAAGCCCGCCAACCCUUCCCGAUCAGGGGGGUUUAACAGCGGGGUUCAGAAGGGAGCCUUUUACUGCUUUCUCUACUCCCGAUGGAGCUGGUGGGGGUUACAACACUCAUCAAGAGCAACGUUCACAGAGUGGGUCCAUGAUGUCUCCGCCAUCAGGAUCAAGACCGGCAGGAAACCGCCUCCCCGUUGCCACAGCGACCGAGUUGUACCGUCCUGGCAAGCAUUUUGUUAGGGAAGCAGGGGCAAGUGGAGGUGUUGGUGAUCGUACUCGAGGGAGGGAGCCGUCUUCAACCCCCAGCGCAAAAGACAGUGAAGAUUUGUCACCUUACGGUCAGCAUCAGCAUUCCCAGGGCUUCGCCAACCAGCAGCUGCAGCAGGGAAGGCAACAGGAGGAGGAAGGAGAGGAAGGGGAGGAUGCGUCCCUGUUGCACAUGCCGGACUUUUUUAGGGGCAGACGACAUGACCUCCCACUGCCGACGGUAGGGAAUCACCAUGUCCGUUCUCCGCCAACACAUGCCAUGGUAGUUUCCCCACCGUCUGAAUAUGGUGGCCCUCGUCCUGAGCAGGACUAUCGUCCGUCUGAAAAGACGUCAUCCUUCAUGCGGCCAGAGGUGCAGCAGCAUGACAAAUCCAGGAGCAAAUCGGGGGGUGCACAUCCUGUCUCUGUGGAAGUUGUUGACGAUGUGGCGUCCCAGUUGAGGACCCGUAUGUUGGCUGAUAGAACCCGAGGCGUUUUGCUCACAAGGUUGGUCCAAGGUACUCUGGACAAAUUAGGUCUGAGGUCGUUCGAAAGUGCUGGGAUCCAGCCCAUGUCUGUGCCAACAUUCCAGGUUCAGGCUGAGUUGGAGCGGAGGGUCAAUGCGGCGAUACGGUCCUACAUUCCCGGGAGGAAUGUGAUCACGAUCUAUGAUGUGGCCAAGCACAUUGUAGAACAGGAGGGUGUUUCUACAUUCGAGGAUCUAGGCUUGGGUGCGCCCAUGGCGUAUCCACUUAUUGCCUCCCGUUGCGGUUAUGCAGGGAAAGACGGUAAAGGCCUGAUUCAGAUAACUGAGGCAGAUGUGGUUUCAGUGAUGGCAGAGUACACACAUUCGCAGGGGGGGGGCUCUUUGAGUCCAGAAGGCUUUAUGGAGUUCCUUGCCAGGAAGCAUGGCUUGAAGGACCCACAAUCAUUGGGUGUCCGAAUUAUGGAUUUCAGGAAUCUUCAGGGGAUGGUACCGGAGCGAUCUGCACGGGACAAGGAUCUGGGACCAGCUGCUGAGGGCACCUGUAAUCCAGAGGGGGAGGAGCAAGAACCAAGGCCAGGUGAGCCGGGUGUCCCAAGAUCAAAGGUGAUGCCUCGCGUUAUGGAAUUUCUUGAGAAGGUUAGUAAGGAUGAAGAACAAGAGAAAGGAAAGCAAGUAGAGAAUGUGGAUGAAUGGGUGCAUCGAUGGAAUCUGAACCGCCUGAAGGUGGGUAGAGCGGGUGGUGUGGCAGCAGCACAGGCGGGAGACGACAGCUCAAAAGGAUGCCCAUACCCUUCUGUUUUGGAGGAGCGCUUGCGACAAGGAAAGCUGGGUUCUGCAGGUCAAGGGAAUGAAAGUGCCAUUGUCAUCUCCAGUGAUGAGGGAGACGAAGAGGAAGAGGAAGAUUUUGUGCCAGUGCAAUCAGAGGCCUGUGACAAUGAGGAUGCCGAGGGAUGGAUUCCUGCUGAGAAGUUGAUGCAGUUUGCUUCGAAGUGGAAAUCGGUCUGCCAGGAGAGUCCAACUGUCAAGAAGGUGCUGGUCAAAAUGGUGAAAGCAAAUGGCUGCAAAUUGCCGAAAGCAGCAAUUAAGAAAUUGACUCGGCAGAAGUCCUGGUUUCGCCACUCUCCAUUGCAGGAAAUCUUAUGCAUUGCUGCAUCAUCGAUUGCAGCUGGUCUGUGGGACACUGCUCCGUGUGCUGAUAGCGAAAGCAAGGCAGCUGCAAAAAAGAAGAAUGUUGGUGAAAGGAAACUGGUAGAAGCAGUCAUUCGGCAUUUCGUGGCCAAUCAACCACAGCAGGAUAAGGAGAAAGAUGGCAAAGAAGGUCGGAGUCAGGAACAUGAUUCUUCUUGGUCUGUGUUACGUUGGGCAAAUGAAUGUGAACGCUCACUGGUUGAACGCUACAGUGUCGACAAUUUUGGAGACCUUGGGCAAAUGUCGUUUCUGAAUUUCCUGGUGGAUCAUGCUGAUGCAUUUCCGGAGGACAUGGCUAUUGAACUGGGACUUAAAAGCAGGCCGGUCAUUGGCCAGGCGAAACAGCAGCAGCUUGUUCCUCGCCACCGUUUGAUGCGAUUCAUUCUGCAUAUUGCAAGUGUCUGGGAUGGGGCUGGAGAAGUGGCCCUUGAAAAAUGUAUUACGGCUCAGCUUUGCAUGCACUUUAGGGUGGCGUCGGUUGAGCAGCUCGGAUACGGCUCUGUAGAGGAGCUCUUGGCUGAUGCGACCUGCGAGCGUCAGAAGCAAAUGGUUGAUGCCAGUGUCUCAUACAUGGGCACCCUGCUUGUCAACCCUGAGAAGUUUGCAUUGACAGAAGUAGGAAGUGGUGAAGGUGCCGUUGACGGUGAGGGUGGGGGUAAAGCAAGAGGAAGAGAGGUGAUCAAGGAUGAGCUGAACGCUGUUGGUGUCCUGGGGUCAAUGGAUGACAUGGCGGCUGUGGCAUGCUUGCAGUCUGCACCAAUGUUGGUGGAUCUGGCUGACUGGUCCAGUUGGCAGGCAGUCUUUGCGCCAAGCUUGGGACCAUUGCUGGACUGGCUGGAGCAGGUGGAUGGAAGAGCCCACGAUCUUCAUACACUCGCCCUUCCCAAUGGCCAGAUUGUCCGUGUCAAUCCUUCAUCAACCACUGAUGACUUUCUCAAGAGUUGUGCAGUUGGGAAUGCUGAAGCAGCAGCAAUGCACCUUGUGUCUCUGGCUGUGUCUCAUGGAGGUGUCUCUCACACACCACGAGCACUACUUAAGUUGCAUGCGUCAUCAGCUAUCUCUAUACUUCUUUCGUCCUUUGCAGAAGAUGGCCUUCAGGAAGGCACACCUACUGACCAUUUCAAAGCUACCCAGGCUGUUGAACCAUACGUACACGACUCUUCUUACCCAGGCAACACCGAUGGCGUGAUGGCAGUGGCCGAAGCGAGGCAAGCUGAAGAGAGGACGGGAAUACGAGGGGAGAAUGAGAGAAUGAACACCGAGUCGGGUGACAAUACGAGCAAAGUCUCCAACAACUGGUCUACUCAACAGAGAAGAACUGCUGAGUUUGUUGUCCAAUGCAUCAUGGCUGCUCCUGCAGAGAUGCGUUCAUUUGUGGGAGAUGUUUUGCUGCCGAGCCUGCCAUCUUUUGUCUCUGGCUGCUAUGGGCUUCUCCUGCACGUCAGUGAGAAGAGUGAAGAGCAGACUGCAAUGCUGCAUGCACUUGGGUUGCAGAUGGGAAUCACAGAAUGGGUAGAUGACUAUCGGGAUCAGGUCUUGAGUAAACGCUUGGCACAGGUUGCUGGAAGUGGCAUAGGUAGUGACAUGCACGUGGAUGGUAACGAGUAUGGGACUCCGCUGGCAGCGGCACGCUCUGACCUUCUACCGCCAACCAGUGAUCUCAAGCCAGGGGUGGACGGUAAGCCCCUUGAUAAGAGUAGCGUGGAUGAAAAAACGAGUUCGCAGGGGGUAAAGAUGGAGGCGGAUCAAGAGGAGAUGAUUGGCCAGGAGUACGAGAAGGGAGCGAUUGAGAAAGCUCGGGGUCUUAUUGAAAUGAUAAGGGUGGAGGAGUUUGGGAUGGAUUGCGAGAUGGGAAAGACGGAGCUAGCAAAGAGGCAGAACGCACGAAUCGGCAGGGCCCUGAAGCGCCUCAGCAAUGACUUGUACAGCAAGGACAGCCACUUUGUUCUGGAACUCGUCCAAAAUGCAGAUGACAACCUUUACGACAAUGGAGUGUGCCCUUCUUUAUACUUCGUGUUGGCAUCAGACAGGAUAAUUGUUCUUAACAAUGAAAAGGGAUUUACAGAGAGAAACAUGCGUGCCUUGUGUGAUGUCGGCAACAGCACAAAGGCAAACAAAGGCACCGGAUUCAUUGGCGAGAAGGGCAUUGGCUUCAAGAGUGUCUUUCGUAUCACAGAUGCUCCAGAGAUUCAUUCAAAUGGUUUCCAUGUCAAGUUCGACAUUCAGGAGAACAAAUCACUGGGGUUCAUCUUGCCGAGCUGGUUGGAAAGCCCAGCUCUGCAUCUGAAGGACUUGGUGCCUUCAGACUUCGAUAGCAGUCGAGUGGAAAGCUGUCUUGACAGGUCAGGCAAGUGUUGGACAACACGUAUCGACCUACCACUGAAGGAAUCAAUAAAGUUGCUUGGAGUUGCAGGGCUCGGAUCAAGGUUCACCGAUAUUCAGCCGUCUUUACUGUUGUUCCUCCACAAACUGAGGAGGAUUGACAUUGUGGAUACGAUUUUGCAAAAGAGGACAUCGAUGAUACGAGAGGAUGGCGCGGACGGCAUGGUGCGUGUGACACAUGAUGGUGGGUCAGCGAUAUGGCUGGUCAGCCGGGAAUGUUUCCAUCCCGAGAUUCCUCGAGGGUCACUGAAAGUGGAGAAAACAGAGGUUGCUCUUGCGUUUCCACUGCUGGAGAAGGAUGAUGGCAGCCUUGAGGUUCUACGAGCAUGGCAGUAUGCUUUUGCAUACCUCCCGCUGCGCUCAUACGGCCUGAGGUUUGUCAUCCAGGGGGACUUUGUUGUCCCAUCUUCUAGAGAGGAUGUUGAUCGAGAUAGUGCUUGGAACCAAUGGCUUCGCUCUAAAGUGGUUGAUGUGUUGGUCAGAUCUGUGGAUGCGUUCAAAAGGGUACGCUGGGGUGGCGCUCCCAGUGAUGAGACUGAGACUUCAACAUGGAUAGCAACAGCUAUUAACAAAUUUCUGGCAUUUAUGCCACUCGAGGGCGAAGUAAUGGGAUUCUUCUCGUGCCUUCCACGUAUGAUCAUGUCUCGCCUGCGUACAAUGGCAUUCCUUCCUGUUGAGAGUGAGCAGUUGGUUUGGGCUUUGCCGUGCCAGGUGAUCGCUAGUUGGGAUGACUUGGCCAAACAAAUUCUUCCAAUGGAGCUUCUUAAGGACGAGCUUGGCCUUUCCCUUCUUCACAGAAAAGUCGUAAUGCCAGAGUCGUUGAGAGCAAGUUUGGGGAUACAGGUUUAUGGUGAGAAGAUCCUGCUCCAGGUCUUGAGACUUCUUUUGGACAAGGACUUGGUGAAACCAAGAGGCAUUCGUUGGCUUGCAAUAUGGAUGGCUGCGAUGUACCGAUUGCUAGGAGCUGGUUGGAGUGAUGGCAUGCAGAAAACGGCGAGGAAUUCAGUUGGAAAUUGUGGCGCUGAAACUGCACGGAUCAUUGCGGAGUUGCGUUUGCUGCCAUUCGUUCCUCUCACUGACAAAUCGUGGAUCGCAGUUUCAUCCAAUGAUGUCUGGUAUGUUCCCGGGGGCUCCAAGAGCACGCCACCUGCCUUAGCUCAAUAUCCACAUAUUACUAAGGAGCUGAGAGUCGUUGAGCCAUCGCUUUUGAGCUGUGUUGAACAGAUCACUGGGGAUGUAGAGGGCCGCUCAGAAACAACAGAGUUGCUCGAAACAGAACUCCGCGGAGUGAAAGCCAGUGAAGUGCUUGGACUUGUGGAACUGCUUGGUGUAAAGCCUCUUUCUGAGCAUGGAGUGGUGGAAUGCCAUAUCCUUCCAGCAAUGCAAAGUGAAUCAGUACACAGUAAACACCAUGAGGUGCUGUUGGAAUACAUGUCAUUUAUCAGGGAGCAUGUGGGCCGUGCGUGCCGCCAGUGUGAGAAUGGUGGACAAGAUAGAUUGAUGGAUCUCGUCCGUCGAUUUGGAGUUUUGGUAACAACUGGGGGACUGAAGACUCCAGCCAGGGAGCCAGUGCAUUUUCCAACAGCGAUGGGAAACCUGUUGCGGAUGGGUGAGAUACUUGAUGGACUAAGUUUCCCAUGGAACAAGGUGGAUGAAAGGUACCUGAGGGCAUUUGAGAAAUGGCAGAGCAACAAAGGGGGCGCCAAAGACAGACUCGUCCAAGAUUGUCGGGGGUUUCUUCAGCAGUUGGGGGUGACAGACUUUGUUUGUGUGCGUGAGGAGACUGUUCGGGUUGGAAGAGGACAUGAGAGCAAAUGGGGCAGUGAGAAGUGGUUUGGUUCAAUGAAAGAAGGACAAUUGUGGUCUGUACAUGACUAUGUGUCGGCUGAGCUGGAGCAGCUGCUCGGCGCACUCUGCUCAACAGGUGCGAAAAAUGGGUCAGAUGGUGCUCCUCUGGAAAGUGCCGACUUGCCAGAUGCAAAGCGAUUGAUGCAAUCAAAGGUGUUGGUGGAGACAAUGGAUCAACUCUGGACUGUACAGUAUGACAAAUUUUUGUCAGCGAGUUACUACCGAACCGGUGUGAAUGCGGAAGAUGACGAACAGGUUGGAGAGACUCUGUCAAGCUUUGCUAUGCUGUUGCGCGACAAGUGGUUGAUUCCUGGCAAUGAUGGAAGGCUUCAUCCCCCAUCCAGUCUGUUUGAAGAUCGGCCAGAGUUGAAGCAGCUUCUUGGAAAGCUUGUGACCUUUGCCACGCCUUGCAUAAAGGCGAGGUCAUUUGUGAAGGCCCUUGGAUUGAAGACGGACAUAUCAAUUGAGGAAAUGAUUGGUUUGUUUCGGAAGUUCUGUACCAACGGCAGGAGCGUUAGUGUCAGUUUGGCACAGAUGGCACGUAUUUACAGCUUCUUCAGGAAGUUUUUGACUACUCACAGAGACAGAAUUGAGGCUACAAUGACCGAUAUCCCAUCAGUCUUUGUGCCGUAUCCCUGUGGAGGCAACUUCCCGCCGCGCAAGGACAGUAGUCAGGAAGGGCGGUUUUGUUGUGUAUCUGAAGUAUGGUGGUGCGACCCCACGGGCGUGGCCUCCUUGCUUCUUUGUGAUGGUGACAAGUUUCCAAAGAGAGCCAGUGUGGAUGCGGAUAGAGAAGAGACAAUGGGUAGUGCUGUGCCAGAUGCACCUCCAGAUGAAGAAGAUAAUGCAAAUGUCAGCGGCAGAGAAGUAGGCAAAAUAUGUCCUCAUCCUAUUGAGCCUCUCUAUCCUGAUCUGAAAGAUUUCUUUGUUGGUUCGGGCUUGAUUAGAGAAAAUCUGUCUUUGCGUGGACAGUUUCGGCUGCUGGAAAGAUUUGUGGCAACUGCUGCUGCAAACACUGAUGUUGCUGUGGGGAAGGUGAUGUCCGUGUUCAAGGCUUGGGCAUCUUCACUAGCUCGGUCUGGUCUACGCGAGGACGGUCCCGAGCACAGCGCUUGGACAAUGUUGGGCAAGGCCUCUGUUUUCCCGACAGUGGAUGGAAAUUGGGUGACUGCUGCUGAGUGCUACGCUCCAGAUGAUGAGAAGCUGUGUUCAUAUUUCGAAGGACAUGAGACAUUGCAAAUUUUAUGUUUAUCGAGGAGUUCUGAGGUUGCAGCAGGACAGGCAAAGAAACACGUUGGCAAAGCGGAGCGGAGAAAGAAUGCCUCAGAUAGCACCAUCCCCAAAGCGUGGGACAGGCCAUUCAGCCUUCAGGAGCUUGCACCAUUCCUUCGGGCUGCUGGAGUCCGGUUCAUCUCGGAGGAAGCACAGCGAGAGAUAAUCACCGAAGGCCCGUUCGACAGCAUGGAAUUUCAGCAUCUGGUGGUUCAAAUUUUGUUCUUGUCAGUGAGGUUCAUACAUCAUCUGCAACCUGCAGAGUACAGGAAAUUUGUUUGUCAUCCAUCUUUUAUGCGCCGGAUAGAGCAUCUGGAAUGCCACGAGUGGGAAUCUCUCAAUGUGAAGUAUACACUAUCAGGGGUAGAGAGGGAGGUCUGUGGCAUCCCUUGUAUUGUCAUACAGGAUGGUGAAGCGAUGGUGGCGCACAAGCUCCACACAUCGGACCAUUCUGACGACGUGUUGGCCAUUUUCGAAGCACUGCGAGAUGUCUUCCCAAUGGCAGUUAAGAGCUCUCUUUCGCGUGUCGCAAACCUUUUGACCGGGAGUGGGGGGGCAUCAAGUGAGACUCUUGGUGACCUGGUGUUGAAAGGGGGGGGGUUCCCAGAGAUGUCUCAAAAGGAGGCAGGGAUGUGGUUUGGAAGGCUAGGGUGCCCUGCAGAGCUCAUCAGCAAGCCGCUGCAGCCUGUACAGAUUCCCCCUGACGUAGAGUCUCAGAAAGUCCCAGUAGAAGGUAGGUUGAGUGCUGAGGUGGAGACAAAACAAGUGCACCAGGAAAUGGAUGCUUCAUCUGGCGCAGGGGUAGCGGGCAGAGCGCCAGCACCCCAACCUGGUCUGACAGGGCAGCAGAGUGAUGGAGAUUCACUGAGAAAUCGCGGCAUCAAGAGAAGUGCACAAGACAAUCUUGAGCAUCUGGAUAAGAAGGCCACGUUGGGAACAGGCACUACUAUAGGGGCGGAAAUGGUGGAGCGCCAUACGGAACAGUGGUUCAGCAGACAAGAUGAUCGUGAAGGUCUUCGACAAGGAUCACCGCCGGAACCGGGUGAGGUUGUACCAUCAUCAGGAACAACCGUGCCCAACCCUGGGCCAGACUUGGCACUUGGCCCUCGUUUGGGGGGAACAGGCAUCAGCCAGUUCUCCACUGGGGUAGGAGAGCCUCAAAGGCAAGCGUGGCUACGGUUCAAUCGAAAUGUCGAGGACUUUGCAAUCCAUGAAGCAGAUGUCAAAAACACCAUUCGGGAAGAAUUCAGAGCGACAGCACGUGCCACGGCACAGACCCCUGACAUCGUCCAUGAUGCAAUACAGGCCGGAACCGAAGAAGAGGAAGCUAUUGAGCAGUUGGGAAGAAAAGGGGAAGAGUUUGCAUACAGGCAUUUGUUGAUGAAGUACCAAGCUGAUGACCAAGUGAAGGUAGUUUGGCUCAACCAGGCAGGUGAGACAGGGUCCUGCUUUGAUAUCAUGGUGAGCCGAGGCGAUCACGUGGAAGCGUAUAUUGAGGUGAAGACGACCAUAGGUUUGAGAAAACAAUGGUUUCCGAUCUCGUACAGGGAGUGGCAGUUUGCAAUAUCGAAGGGCGAGACAUUCCACAUUCUGCGAGUGUAUGGGAUCGGGAGCGCGGGAUCAUACCGCAUCAUGCGCUUAUCGAAUCCUGCAAAGUUGUGGAUGGAGGGAGUUAUCAAGAUCUGCUUGGCAAUGUGAGCCAUAGCAGUGCAGCAUGCUUGUUGUGCCGAGUGACAAUCUGUUCACAUUCUACAGCAUGUCUCUGCCUGCGAGCGACCAGAGUUCAUCAGGUGUCAGUUAAACCCUGUUUGUAUGUGGACUCUUGUGCACGUCUUACUUGCUCAAUGCUGCAUCUUGUAAUGCGAGCCUGUGCUGACCAGCGGGCAUCAGGCCCUGCACAUUGAACACCACCAUGCAAAAGACAGGCAGGGAAUAAGUUUCAGCAGAAGAGAUGGACCCCGUCAAUAGAGGAAGCUUCGGGAGGCACAAGUGAUGAGGUGAAGUGUCUUAAAAAGGCAAAUUACCACCACAUGGACACAUGGACAGGAUGAAGUGACUUGGGAGGAGAGAGGAGAAGGAGGUCAAACAAGGAGAGAGCAAGACAGAAAAAACGUUUUCCUUUCCUGUACCACAGCUGGUUGCAAAGAGAUGCGAGAUGCUGCGUGAGACAAAUGGAGGGAGGGGCGAACACAGAGAGAGGAGAUACAGCAGAGAGUGAGAGAGGAAGGGUAGCAAUCUAACGUAUAGGUGGAGGGGAGAUCAACGAUGAAAGAGAGCAGAGAGGGGGAAGAGGAGAGGGAGAGUUUAGACAAUUGCAGGGACAGUAAUCCUUGUGUCAGAUACAAGGAUGGGUGUCCUGUACUAGUCUACCGAUUCUCCGAACACUUGACACAAGUCGAUAGCCUGUUCUCGUGGGUUUCCAGGUUGUAUAUGUUGUUGGUUCUGCUUGGUUGUUAUUAUCUUCCAAUAGCAUCACUGAAGUGUCAAGUUGCGAACCCAAAUAGAGCGAAGGGCUUCACAAAAGGGCCUUGCAGAAUGGUUGUCAGUCUGUUCUUUACAGUUCAGACCUGCUCUUUGCAUGGCAUAGGCGGAUCUGCACGGGCGUCGAGCACUGUGUACAGAGGCUUCUUUUCUGCGCCCAGCAUCUGAGGUAAGCUCUCUGCACACCUGGCUUCCUGGUUUCCUUUCCAGUUGUGUACCUUACCGAUCUGUGGUAAGCUGUCCACGGUAAUUCUCCUAGACAGCUUACCAUGGUAAUUCUCCGUCGUGGAGAAUUACCGUGGUAAGCUGUCUAGGAGAAUUACCGUCGUGUGUUCCACGGUAGUUCUCCUAGACAGCUUACCACGGUAAUUCUCCGUCGUGUGUUCUUUUCCGGUAAGUGUACCUUGCUGUUCUAGUGUGGUGACUGUAGGAGCACAGGAGCGCAGAGUAGCCCUGUGUGUUGUUUCUUGUCUUUGUCUUUUGAGGAAGUGUACUUACCGGUCUACCCGUCAUGGCAGGAACACAGCAAUCCUGUUUGUUUUCCCUGCUACAACAAAAGUGGACGUUGGGU